Messenger RNA from Prorocentrum cordatum, 898 nucleotides. Lineage: Eukaryota; Dinophyceae; Prorocentrales; Prorocentraceae. The record is from the annotation of a GenBank genome assembly.
AGCCGGCCGGCUCCAGGCGGGCGGGCUCGGGCGGGAGCGGCCGGGGGCGGCGCGGGGGGUGCGCCGCGCCCCUGGCCCCGCGGCGCCGCGCCCUGCCGCGGCCAUGGACUCGGACGACGAGGACCCGAGCUGUGGGCAGCCCUCGAGGGCGAGUCGCCGGGCAAGAAGGCGAAGAGACCAAAGCCGCCCGCUGCCGAGGCGCCGCCGCCGCCGGGCGACGCCGCGCCCCCGCCGUCGCCAGGGGCAGCCGCGGCGGCCCCGCCGGAGGGCGGUGCAGCGGCGCCCCUGGCCCCGGACAAGGCGGCCAUCCUGGCCGCGAUGGGCUUCGAGGUCCCCGCGGACCCGAUCGCCGCCCCCCCGCCGGAGCCCGCCGCGCCGCCGCCCGAGCCCCCGCCGCCGCGGCCGCCCCCCGACGGCCUCUGCGCAGGCUGCAACCGAAGCUGCCCCCCUCGCCGCUGAAGUGCGGACUGGCCUCACGUGCAGGUUCAAGCUGGGGAACCCCUUCCUGCCGGCCGCGCAGCUGGUCAGCUGGAGCAUGCUGAAGGAGAAGGCCAAGACCAACUUCACGGUGCCGCUCGCGGGCCUCAUCGACGCGAGGACGGGGAGGCUCCCCGCGGGGUCCAUGCUGGAGGCGCGCUGCCUGCGAGUGGACGCGCCCGCGUGGCGGUACGAGCUUUCGCACUCGUGGCCAGACGGCGUCUCCGUCUUCAUAGGCGACACGAGGGUCUUCAAGAAGGACCGACCCCCAGGCAGAGUUCGACGAGGCGCCCUGACCACGCCUCUCGCCCUCCCUCCUCGUCCUCUCGCCCUCCUCGCGCUCCUUUGCCUUCCCCCCCUGCGUCCUCCCCGCGUCCCUCUCCUUGCGCUCCUCCCUCUCCCUCCCUCGCUCUCUCCCUCC